Molecule: messenger RNA, 813 nt
Organism: Exophiala dermatitidis NIH/UT8656
Lineage: Eukaryota; Fungi; Ascomycota; Eurotiomycetes; Chaetothyriales; Herpotrichiellaceae
Product: phosphomannomutase
Exons: 3
Coding region: 1-813 (270 amino acids)
Biological process (GO): GDP-mannose biosynthetic process; protein N-linked glycosylation; mannose metabolic process
Cellular component (GO): cytosol
Molecular function (GO): phosphomannomutase activity
Source: RefSeq, a predicted model, not a curated record
AUGGCCGAACUCUACCCCGAUCUUAAGGACCGUCCUAUCAAGGAGACGAUCUGCCUGUUCGAUGUCGACGGUACGCUCACGCCAGCCAGACAGACGGUGUCGGCAGAGAUGCUGCAGACCUUGUCGCGCCUGAGACAUAAAGUCGCUAUUGGAUUUGUCGGCGGCUCCGAUCUCGUCAAACAACAAGAACAACUCGGCACCCCAUCUCUCCCCGUCACAACACUGUUCGACUUCUGCUUCUCCGAAAACGGCCUGACUGCGUUCCGCCUCGGCCAACCGUUGCCGUCCAACUCGUUCAUCCAGUGGAUGGGAGAGGAGAAAUACCAGAAACUCGCGCGCUUCUGUCUCAAGUACAUUGCUUCGAUUGAGGGUAUUCCCAAAAUGCGCGGCACCUUCAUCGAAUUCCGCAACGGCAUGAUCAAUGUUUCUCCUGUGGGUCGUAAUGCCAGCAAGGCCGAAAGAGACGAGUUCGAGGCCUGGGAUAAGCUGUCGGGAUGUCGGCGUCAGAUGAUUGAUGCGAUUGAGAAGGAGUUUCCUGGUUUGGGUCUCACAUACUCCAUCGGAGGCCAAAUCUCUUUCGACGUCUUCCCCACCGGCUGGGACAAGACAUAUUGUCUUCGCCACGUCGAGGCCGAGGCCGACCCGAAAAACAACCUCUCGGGCAUCAAUUACAAAAACAUCCAUUUCUUCGGCGACAAGGCUUUCCCCGGCGGCAAUGACUGGGAAAUCUACAAUGAUCCCCGUACCAUUGGCCAUGCCGUUACUGGGCCCGAAGAUACCAUGAGACAACUCAAGGAAUUGUUUGAUGUUUGA